Molecule: messenger RNA, 7753 nt
Organism: Labrus mixtus (cuckoo wrasse)
Lineage: Eukaryota; Metazoa; Chordata; Actinopteri; Labriformes; Labridae
Gene: clmna
Product: calmin a
Exons: 13
Coding region: 354-3770 (1138 amino acids)
Biological process (GO): nuclear migration
Cellular component (GO): cytoplasm; meiotic nuclear membrane microtubule tethering complex; nuclear outer membrane
Molecular function (GO): actin filament binding
Source: RefSeq, a predicted model, not a curated record
UCCAUCCCACCUCUCGGAAAUACCCACCAGGUGCUGCAGCUCCUUCCUCCCCGCUCUACGUUUAUCUCUCCGGGCUGUCCUCUCGGAGCUCCAUCUUUCCCCUCGCUGUCCGGGCUCGAAGUCCCGGUGUUACAUCCCGGUGAACGGCAGAGAGAUGACCGGUCGGUGAGUGAACCCGUCCCGUUACUUAUCUCCGUGUCUCCGGCUUGCAUGGCUCUCCGUCGGCCGGUCGGACAAUAGAGUGCCCGCCUGCCCGCUGCAGCAGAGCCGCUUCUCCUCCUCCUCCUCCAGCCGGGGGGGGGGAGCUCGCUGACUGAUCCUGCCCGGGACUCCUGCACUCUCCGCGGCUCAGGAUGGCCGGACACGAGUGGGAAGACUGGUUCGAAAGGGAGGAAUUUAUCGGACAGAUCAGCGACAUGCGGGUGCAAAACCUGCAAGUUGAAAGAGAAGUGGUGCAGAAGAGAACUUUCACCAGAUGGAUGAACCUGCAUUUAGAAAAGUGUGACCCACCCAUUGAGGUGCACGAUCUCUUCCGGGACAUCCAGGAUGGACACAUCCUCAUGGCCCUGCUGGAGGAGCUCUCGGGCUGCAAGCUGCUUCAUGGAUUCAAGAAGUCCACCCAUCGGAUUUUCAGACUCAACAACAUCGCCAAGGUCUUGUCUUUCCUGGAGGAGAGAAAUGUGAAGCUGGUCAGCAUCGACGCCUCCGAUGUUGCCGAUGGAAACUCCUCCAUCAUCCUGGGACUCAUCUGGAACAUCAUCCUCUUCUUCCAGAUUAAGGAGCUGACUGGGAACAUCAGGAGCCAGUUCCCCUCCUCCUCCAGCCUGUCGUCCAUCCCGACCAGCUCUGACUCUGACGCUUCAUACUGCAGCACGCCGUCAGAAGAGAGACAGACGGCGUCCACGGCCAUGCGAGAACACAGCAAGACCAUCAAGAAGCUGCUGCAGUGGGUACAGAAACGAACACGCAAGUAUGGAGUGGCAGUGCAGGACUUUGGAAAGAGCUGGAAAAGCGGCCUUGCCUUCCUGGCUGUCAUUAAGUCCAUCGACCCCAGCCUGGUGGACAUGAGGAAGGCUUUGCUGAGGAGUGCAAGAGAGAAUCUGGAGGAUGCCUUCAGGAUAGCCCACUACAGCCUGGGUAUCCCACGCAUACUGGAGCCUGAGGAUAUGACUAUCAAGGCAACAGAUGAGCAAUCCAUCAUCAUUUACGUGUCACAGUUCUUGGAGCACUUCCCGGGCAUAGAAGAGGAUGAGAGCUCCCGGCUGAUUGAACGUAGCGUCUCUAUGUGCCGACUCAGCUACCGCGAGGCCGACGCUGAGUACAUGAGGAACGGCACUCACCGGGGCAGAGUGAGGGAGAGAUCCUACAUGUUUGAGAGGGACUCAGCCCAACGCCCACCCAAAAUCUUAAUUUCAACCGUGUCCGAGGACAGGAGCACCAAGUCGCCCUCCUUUAGGGUGGCCGCAGCUCGCUCAUGGUCCAGUGAUGACAUCCUAGCAGAUGCAGAAGAACUCUCCAGGAGUGUGGUGAAAGAAGCCAAGGAACCGCCAAGUGAGGUCUCAAGCAACUCAACGCCUAACCCCCCACAGCUGACGAACACUCAAUCACCCACUAACUCUUCAGUGCCCGAGUCUGUUAACACCGAGUCGGUGAUCGGUGACUCGGCAAUCGGCUCCCCAGACUCCUGGGUUGAGAGCGAAUUUGGGACAACACCAGAGAAGUUUUGCGAGAGCCGAAGUGACAGCUCUCUAUGCGACAGUGGAACAGCUUGGGAUGUGUACCGUGCUACCCCUGUGGAGAUCACUACCCUUGAUGAUGUUGUCCCAUCACUGGACGAUAGAACCCCUGACGAGCAGACGAUCGCAGAGUCCUACACAGACGAAGGGAUUUAUUCUCUAAGCUCGUUGGAGAGUACACAGGAGAGGAUGCAAGGACGUUCACUAGAGGAGGUAGUGAACGGGAAAGAGGCCAACAUUGAGAGCCACAACCAGGACCUUGCUUUAGAACAGGGAUCUGAUCAUAGUGAAGCUGAGAUUAAAAAAGAACUUGAUUCUAAAAAGAUAGAUACAGAUAAACUUCACAAAGAGCAAGAACAAUCUUCUGUAAAGGGCAAUGCAGAAGAGGUGGCCAACUCUAGUGGCAUAGAUCUCCUUGAAACUAUCCGGUCUCCGCUCAUAUCCAUUACCGAAGUCCCUGAAGAUUUAGAAGAUCUUGCUAAACAAUCAAGUUCUGAUGAGCGCACAUACAGGGAACCAGAAAGUGACAAGAAAACAGUGGAGGCUGCACAGGGCCGGGAAGUACAAAUAAAUGGUCCGACUGAAGGUAAGAAUGUAAGAAAUACUGUUGAGGAAGUCGAGGAGGAAACUGAAUGUCAGAAAACAGAGGAGACAAAGGGAGAGUUAGGAGAGGAAUCAGGGAUUGUAAAGAAAAAGGAUGAAGUGGCAGUGAAGACACAAGACAAAGGAAGUGAAGGAGUUCCAAGUGACUUACAGGAAAGCCUCGGAGCAGAGACCUGCGCUGUGGCGAACAAAGACGUGGCCUCAAAAACAAGUCUUGCUCUGGGCAUAAACAUUCCUGAGAUCUCUAUUUCAAGUGAGCCAGAGGAGCAGGCAGAAGGGGAAAACUGUGACCGAGAAAGACAAGAUCAUGUUGCAGAUGAUGAGGUCCAUCAGGAGGAGGAGGAGACGUCUGGAAGUAAGGUGACAGACAAAGAUGUCAACAGGCCUCAAAAGCCAGAAGAAUCGAGCUGGGACUCAAAUGACAAUAAGGACAAGAAGCCUCUUGAGAUUUCUUCCUGUCUCAUAUCAGAAGACGCUAAACCAACAACAGAAAAUUUGGAUGGUAAGGAUGACCCUGGUAACACUGAAAAAGACUUAACAUCUCAGACGUCUUCUACAGAUGCUAAAUCUCAACCUGUGAGUACUGGGCAAGAAGUAGAUUUACCCCUUCAACUGGUCCAGGAUAAACUGGUUGACACCUUUUCAGACAAUGAGAUGUCUGCAACACAGCAGGACACAUCAAAUCCAGUUAACUCAAAACCAAAUGGUACAACUGAGAUGUCCAGACACAAGGACUCGUCCUCUCCCAACUUUGAUCGAAAUUCCCCCACAGACGACUUACUCUGUGACCCGAUCGAACCGAUGGACCUGUUCUACCCCGACAAAGAGGAGCCCAUGACCGCAGAGCCAGCUGACUCUGAUAUAGAGAGUUGGCCUUCUGUUCUGAGCGUGUCUCCUCUCCAGCCGGCGCCAGCCUCAGAGACUCAGCCAGACGACCAACCGCUCAUCCUGCUGAGUGAUGACUUCAGAAACGGAGUGGAUACAAUACAAGACAAUGGCAAGUUGAUCACUCAGACCAGCCUGGACAUGGACAAAGCCUCUGAAUCCCAGGAUGAGUGCCUGCUGAAGACAGGAGGACUGUGGGGUGGAGAUGUCCCAGCAGUCUGCGGUCAUCUCAGUGAGGCUGAGAAUCAGAGCUCGGACUCUGCCAGGGAAAACACCGAGCCUGUGAGGAUUGACUCCAGCAGACAAGAUGAAAUCCAGAUCCCCCCAGUCCUGCGUCACAGAAAGGGGGCUCGGCUCACAGAGAACAAUCCGACUGCUGCUGGGACUGCAGAAAGGAAAAACGCCGACAACAGAGAACCCGCUGUUUGGUGGAGUGACGGCUGGGAGCUGUACCUGCUGCUGCUGCUGUGGCUACUGCUCUACUGUUUCUGGCUGCUGCCUCAGAUGGACCUGAAGUCACUGCCCAGCCUGCUGCUCAACCUCUGAACACACACACACUCUCUGCUCACACAUGAACACAAACAGACUCUACACACACACACACACACACACACACACACACAGACACACACACACACACAUACACACAUUUUAUACACCAUUGAAUGCACCAUCAGGAGACCAACAGAUACACAAACUGACACAGCUCUACUGCCACUCCUGUUUCCUUUCAUCACACUGACUGAACUCCAGAUCAAGUGAAGGCAUUUACAAAAACGUGUAUUUUGAACUUUUAGAGCUUUUUUAGGUUGUUGCUUUCAAGCUUUCCAUGUGGCUUAAAGUGAUCUGUGUGACAACGUGUCAGGGCCACUGCUGGGGAAGAGAGUUUUCAGAUUUUAAGAAAAAAAAUUGGGAUAUUUUGAGAGAAAGAAAAGUGCAUUAUGUAAUGGGUGUAUGAUUAUCUUCUUACAAGACACAAAGGGCUUACUAGUAUAAUUUUCACGUAUGCACAAAAUUUCAAGCAGGCUGAAAUCUUCCUGAGUUCAUUGUUAAUUCACCUCAGAGCAGGAAGCAGUCCCUCAGGAAGGUCUCAGGAGGCGAGACAUGACGUAAAAAGAACGUAGAUCACUCUAAUGGUCAUCACCCAGGAGUUUUGUGCAAGUGUUAAAGCACCGUUUUAAUGAUCUUUUCAGGAUAGUAAUAGAACGAACAGUUUUAAUUUCAUAAGAAAGAAACAAGUAUUUUUCAAAGGUUUAAUCGAUUGCCAAGUAUGGUCAUGAUUUUAUGUAAAGGAGGAAGAGUCAAAAUGUGUUGAGACUAAAGUUUUUUUUUUUAUUUGUUUGAAAGAAAGACUAAAACAUUGUGAAAGUUUAGCUUCAAGUUUACAGAAAAGAAUCACCUCAGACUUAAAAUGAUACAGAUCGAUUCAUUCAUAAAGGACAAAUGUUUAACAUGAAAAUACAUAUUUUUCAAGAAUAAGAAUAGCGUGAUAAAGGUCCGUAUAUUUAUAGACACAAAUGUAUAAAUCUGAGAAAAAAUAUUUAAACAGAUCAUUUAGACCUGCUUUAAUUUUGUCUUUUAAAAUAACAACUGUAUCACUUGAUUUUAACAAGUAUGACAUAGGGUUAGAGUUAUACACAUAGACCGUAACUAUUAAAGAACAUCAGCCGUCUGUGCUCUGGAGGCAGACGUGGCCAUGCUGGAAACGCUGUAUCAGUCUAACUUUCAGUCAACCUAACGACAGGCUGAGAGCUGGAGCUGAGGCGGGUUGAAAAGCCUCUUUAGACAUCGCUCCCACCUGUCAAUCAGGUCAUCUACACGCCUAACUAUGAAUAACAAGUAUCGUUUUCAAAAUCAAAACAAAGCCGUUUUCAAAAAUGUACAGUAUGUGCCAAUGAUGACAAUUACUAAUCAGACUUAUUUAGUUUUUGUACCAGGCUGUAAACAUGUUAAUUUAUGCUGUGAAAACAUAUUUUUUGAAUGGGUGUGUAUGUACACCGGAGGUUGCCACUUGAUUAUCCAUGAGUCUUUUCUUAACAUGAAAAUUUCUUUUCUUAAAUCAGUGCCACAUUUCUCUAAAUACUCCCCCCCCCCCCCCCCCCUCCAUUCUUAAACUCUGCUCACAGUGGCCCUGACAGUCCGCUGCAGAUCUGCUCCUUGUUUAAACACACUAUAAGAGUUUGUGGUUUAUUGCCGUGCAGAGCCGACACCAGAGCGGACUCUGGAUUAUAUUAUGUGACUGUACAGCACUCUCAUGUGUAGAUAGAGAUACAUAUUAUGGAUGUACGGAUGCACAGUUGCCUAAACGAAAAGCCAUUUGAAUCCAGAUGAAGAAGCUCAGAGUCAAACUGGAGAUAGAGGAGAUGAUAGAGCUUAUAUAUAUAUAUAUAUAUAGAUAUAUUUACCUGUUCUGUUGUAAAGAGGACUAAUCAGUCUGAAUGAAGGUGUAUGUUUAAUGUGUUGCACAUUUGAGAAAGAUUACAAACUGCCAAAGAUCGUGUUGAAAGUGCUAAACCUGAACUCACACAGCUCACCACAAGCCCGAUAACGACGUUUUUAACACGUAGAAGGUCGAGAAGAACUCUCCAUGUUGUACGAUAGUCGAGGCAGAAUAUGUAUUUGUAUUAUUUUACGGCUCAUAAGACGCGUGAAUGGAUUUUUAUGAUGUUUUAUGUGAUCGGCUAUGCUUGAGCUCGUCCACAGAAAGAGAAUGCUUUACAAUGAAAUAUCUUUAUAAAUGUUAUUUUUGGAACGACGUCUGUUAUGAAGCACUACGACGCAUCGACUCGACCUUAUUACAUCGUUGUACCACACCAGCCGACCAAGUCUCUGUUUACCCUGAAUAUGAGCGCAGCUGCAGACACUUAGUCUAGUCCAGAACAAAGUGGGUCGUCCUCUCAGCCCAGUGCAUCAAGCUCCCAGCUCAAGUGUGUGUGUGUGUGUGUGUGUGUGUGUGUGUGUGUGUGUGUGUGUGUGCGCUUGUGUGUUUAACCUUGUGAGAACUAGAGCUCUGUCCCAAUUCCAUACUACUCACUCCUUGCAAAUACGAUCCCAGGCCCCGAUUCUUUUAUUCAUUAACAAGAGAUAUUCCCUCCUGCUCUAGUGAUCUAGUCGUACAGAGCGGUGUCUCAUUGUUUGAUCAUUACACUGCAAAAAUUAGAGUACUUUUUAAAGGUCUUGGUCUCAGACUGGGCGAACUCCAGUUUUAAAUCAAUACCAUCACUGAUUGGCUAUUUUAACGUCAUUACUGUGAUUAGAUGGGAAAACCCCCCUUUCUAAAAGAACCAAUAACUUCAUUUAAUUCCCGGUUACGGCUGCUACCUCCCCAGUGUUACGGUCUAAGUGAGGGACACAAGAUGAUGAUUUGUCAAGGCGGUAGCCUUGCCUUGGUCUUGGUCUUGACUCAGUCUCGAUCCCUAAGUGUACUGGUCUUGUCUCGAUCUCUGAGCAAUCCGAUCUCGGGUAUGUCUUGGUCUCAGUUACUGUGGUCUUGAAUACAGCACUAGCAAAAACUAAAAAUCAUAGCAAGUGUGUUAGUCUAAACUCUAGUCAAAAUGUCUCAGAUCACUUAUAAUCAGCAACAUCUACCUGACAAGUCCAGAUAAACAUUUACUUAAUGACAGAAAUAGCAGAAAAUAAGACCAUGCCUUUGUUUGUAAUAAGUACCAAGAAUAUCUGCCAAUGAGGAAAGCACAUUUAAUUGUUAGGCGGCUUUAAAUGAGAUGUACUAACUACUUUAGAUGAAGAAAAUUAUUUCAAGACACAGGCAGAUUGUUUUUUUUAUUAUUAUUAUUACAAGCCUUCAUUUUUGAGUUUUAUAUUUUUGAGUAAGAUUUUAAUCUGGACUUGACGGGAAAAUGCAGUUUAUAAUAAGUGCACCAAGAUAUUUUUGAGGAGAAACUAAACAAACAAAAUUGUUAAGAAUUGAGUUUUUUGCAGUGUAGAAGUUAAUCAAUUUUUAUUUGACUGAUUAUCCCAUGCAUUAGUUGUUUUUUAUUUUUGUCACGUUUUACUAAGUAGAUAUAUGGAUAAAAAACUUUAUUGAUCCCGAGGGAAUCUGGUUGAAUCUGCUCCAAAUUUUAACACGAUUCUCUUUGCAGUGAUAUGGCCUUCAACAAAGUUGUAUGAAAUUUGAGCAGUGUUUUGUUUCUUUCUUUCGUCUUGACAGAUCGUCCUUAACAGAGGUGAUAAUCAGGUCUGACUUGAUUAAAAAUUAAAUUGAUUCUUCGAGUGGAAAAAUUGAAGAUUUAAAUGUUAGUUUAAGGGCUAAGAGUUCAUGAGAGAGGGGGAGUAGUUUGAGUUUUUACAAGGAUUCAGUAGACUGUUUGUGUGGUCAUGUUUGUGUGUGUGUGUAUGUGUGAGUCCCCUGUGUCCAUGACCACAGAACCAUACCAGCCCCCUCCAUCCAAACCCCCCACAUCAAAACAAUGGAAGGACUGACCCAAUAAAAGCAUCUUAGCUUUUGUAUCAGAGCCUGAUGGAUUCAACUGAACCAGUCAAGUGCAAUAAACGAUGUGUUUUAAACCCUU